UGUACACAUGAAAGGUUCACAAAUGCGUCCAAUGAGUAUGUUAAUAGAUAAAUCUAGUUUUGAUAAUCGAUUUUACAUAUACUGGCAUUUAAUGACGAAAAUAAUAAAUGCUUGUACAAUUUUAAUUGAAAAGUAUCAAUGUAAAUCAACAAAGAUUGAACAUGGCAGAUGUCACCACUACCUGUAUGUCGUUAGCUCUGUACAAAUAUAUGUGUCAAAAUAUAGUUGGAUCAGAAGAGUAUGUAAGGACAAUAAGAAUCUUGAUAAAUGUUCGGGACAAUUUAACAACCAACGAUUCGAACGUCGUUAUUACCGGUGGAAGUUUUGGAGAGGGUCUUGAUCUACAUGGAGGAGAUAUAGAUAUCGUACAAGCGCAAACAUAUAUCGAUGUUUCUGAAGAAAGAAAAUUCGCUUUUGACUUUUGUAAAACAUAUUUCAAAAUGGAAACUGAAACAAUACACCCAGGCUAUACUAUGCUAUUGCUUUUAUUUUCUAACAAUAGGAACGCAUUUCAACACUGUAAGGAGUUAAAUGGAAAGUAUUACUUUUCAAACGCACUUUUUAAACAGGUGUUUUUAGACAGUAAAAACGGUGUUGACAUUAUUCACGGACCUUGUCUUUCGACUAAAGAGGGAGACUACGAUUUUGCAUACGCAUUGCAUAGUAAAUUAUGGAUAUCUGCUGCAGAAAACUGGAUAACAAGAUCGAAAAACUUAUGGCCAAGUUAUGAGGUCAAGCAGAGUAUUGUAAAACAUGGUGUAUUGUUUGUACCAGUAGGUUAUAAGCGAUCACCAAGAGAAGAACUUCAAUGGAGGAUAUCCUUCAAUGUGGGCGAGAGACUAUUAAUUUAUACCUUUGAACAUACACAACUGUUGUGCUAUUGUCUUAUGAAAAUUCUUCUGAAAGACGUAAUAAAUGAACACAUAGACGUAGAAUAUCAUGAAUUACUCUGCUCUUAUAUCCUAAAAACUCUUGUUUUCUGGAUCUCUGAGGAAAUGAAACCAUCCAUAUGGAAACCUACAAACCUAAUAUCUUGUUUUAUGGGAUGUUUUAAAAGACUGAUUUAUUAUGUUGAAUUUUCAGUUUGUCCACAUUACUUUAUUCCACAAAACGAUUUAUUUGAGAAUAGGGUCAAAGGGCGUGCACGUGAGGUUUUGUUAAAUGCACUACGUUCACUUUAUAGACAUGGAUGGCGAUGUUUCAAAUUUUCAGAAAAAAUAUUUUGUUUGCAAGUCCGAAGAUUUUACACUGAACCUUGUAUCAAAUAUUUAGAAAGAAUAAAAUUAAAUUUUUCUAAAUUAAUUCGAACAGACGCUGCCUUGCUCAACUCAUAUAAUCACUUACAAAAAGCUUUUACUGGAAUGCAUCUGUUCCUUUCCUAUAAAAAUCCGAAAAUAAUGUAUCUUUAUAUAUACAGCAUGUCGAUGAUAUGUUCACAGAAAGCUCAAUCGAUACGAUUAACUGGGGCGUAUGGCAACAAAAACUGCUACUUGAAAUACAAAGCCUGCCAGUAUGAUUUGAUGCAGAAUAUUUACCAUGAUGCAGCAUCUGGUUGGCUUUUGAUAGCGUCAUUUUUCUAUAGGACACAUCAAUACAAUAGAGCAAUCGAUAUCAUAUCGAACUAUGUGAACUGUAAGCUAUAUCCAAAUUCAGAAAUGUUACACACAUUUAUUCGAUUGUGCAGUGUAAAAUCAUUCCAAAAGAGAUUAUUACCGCUUUUGAAAAUAGAGCGAUGUGAUUUUGUGCGGUUUCAAUCAAAGUCAACGCUUAUACCUCAGGAACUACAAAUGGAAGUAGAAGACAUGUCACAUCAUUUUCCAGAACGUCAUGAUUCUCUAAGAGAUCUUCAAAGAAAUAUAAAGAAAUCAGACCGUAUAGAAACUCUAACGGCAAAAGCUAUCUCGUACAUUUGCCUUGGAAUAGCAUUUCAGCUUGAUGGAGAUAAAGAUUCAGCUAGGAGUGCCUUUCAGCAGGCGUAUAAAUUUGAAUCGUUUGGUGUAAAGAAAAUUGCCCAAAAAAGACUCUCGCUGAUAAAGUAA
This is a messenger RNA of Mytilus californianus (California mussel), 2039 nucleotides long. RefSeq lists its product as uncharacterized. Lineage: Eukaryota; Metazoa; Mollusca; Bivalvia; Mytilida; Mytilidae. The record is from RefSeq and is a predicted model, not a curated record. The transcript has 2 exons. Bases 162 to 2039 code for a protein of 625 amino acids.